AUGGGUCUCAAAUUAAACGUAGAUCCAUUUAUAAAUCAAUAAAACACUAUUGUUUUCAACAAAACAAGCUAAACAUAUCAAAACCAGGAGUCCUCUAGAGAUCUACCAAAGUUAGUUAGCCCAAAACCUCAAAGACCGAUUCCUUAAUGCUUUGGUCAGUUAUAGAGAUCUAUAAGUAAUAACAGUCUCAGCUAACUGCAAAGAAACCUAACAAUGGAGUAUCCAAGCUUCACUACAACUAACAGUAAUUCUUUUCUCUCUUUCAGCAGAUAAUCAUCUUACGGAUUUCAAACCCGAACACAAGAUUAUGAAAGAUAACAUACUAAUGAUGAAUUAGAAUCUCGAAGUGGAGUGUUUGAUAUGCCAUUAAGACCUAUCGCGCUAUCUAACUAACAUUAGUCAUCAUAAUAGAGUUCCUAAGUAACAAUCUCUUCGAAUGUUAGCGCAUUUACUAAGAACUUAAAUUCCUUAGUUAAAUAAACUGCUGAAAAAUAAUAACUCUAAUAAUAUAACUAACAGCCUCAAGUUAAAUCACAAAUCAUUUAAAAUAAAACCUCGAUCAAUAACAAAAAUAUAAAUGGCUCUGUAAUCUCCUCUAGCAGCUCUUUUAAAACUCUUCCUGAGUGUUUAUCUCAAUUAUUGAUAUAAGCCACUAAUCAAAUAAAAAAUUAAAAAGAAAAAGAUGCAGAAGGAAAGAUACUUGGCAAGAGAUAUAGAUCAAAGGCAGACUAUGAUCAAUAUUCAUUUAACAAUAAUGGAGAAUUAUCUUAUGAUAAUGAAGUAUCAAACACAAAUAAUUAAUCGAAUUCUGCAAAUAAUAAUUAUAAUAACAAUUAAAAUUUUGAUAAUUAAGUUUUGAACAAUCUAGACAAGCCAUAAAAAAGAAGACAUAUAUCAUCUCUGAGCAAAGCUAUUCUUGCAAAAAAAAUUUUGAAUAAAAUUGAGACUGAAAAUGAUCCAAACGCAAAUGUCAUUCCAAAGAAUCAAGAUUAGAUAAUGAAAGAAGAUGUUUAAGAUAACUCUACAGAUAUUAAUUAAGUAGAAGAGAAGGAUAAUGCCUCGAAGAUGCCUGAAUCAUUAAGUAUUGUACCAGAUUCCUCUGCUAAGGCUUGCAACUGUAAAAGAUCAAAAUGCUUAAAAUUAUAUUGCGAGUGCUUUGCAAAUAAUAAAUUCUGUGGAGCUAAUUGUUCUUGUAAUGGCUGUAGUAAUCAUGCAGAACAUGAUGAAGAGCGUUUACAAGCAAAGGAGCAAAUACUGAUGAGAAAUCCAUUAGCAUUUAGGCCUAAGAUAGAGACAUCUUUGGAUGAAAAUUCGUUAUUUAAUAAAGACAUUAAAAUUGAUAAGAUAAAUAUUCAAGAGUAAAGUGACGUCCUUCUAAGUGUUUCUACAAAGCCAAUUACAUUUGGCAUCCUUGCUGUUAGCGAUAAGGAGAAGAGGCAUUUCAAAGGGUGUAAUUGUAAGAAAUCUUUCUGCUAAAAGAAAUACUGCGAAUGUUUCUAGUCUGGUGUGAAUUGUACUGAUCUCUGUAAGUGUGAUGAGUGUAAAAAUAAUGAGACUUGCAAGCCUUGCACUUACGAAAUGAUGUUUAAAGUCUAAAAAGAGGUCAUAAAGCCGGAAGUAUAAAUAUUAUAAACUCGAUAAUACGAAAAAGUAAUAGAAUAUAAUGUCAAGAGUAUAGAAGGAGAUCCAUUUCAAGAUAUCUCUUAAAAUGUUUUCUCGAUCUAAAAAAAUAACCAUAACACGACUCCUAAAAAGGAAGCAGGUGUAAAAAAUGAAAAAUAAAGCAACAAAAAACUCAUUAAUGAGUAAGAUGAUUUUAAAUAGAGGGCGAAAGGUUAAAAAUCAAAAGCAAGUAGUUAUAAUCAAGAAAAUAAUCCACCUUAUGCUACUGAGAGUCGAGAAUAUACUAUCAAUCAUAAUUCAAGAUAUUGA
Stylonychia lemnae is the source of this 1932-nucleotide messenger RNA. The record is from the annotation of a GenBank genome assembly. Lineage: Eukaryota; Ciliophora; Spirotrichea; Sporadotrichida; Oxytrichidae.